Messenger RNA from Lytechinus variegatus (green sea urchin), 2602 nucleotides. Its product is annotated as pyrroline-5-carboxylate reductase 1, mitochondrial-like. The transcript is spliced from 6 exons. The record is from RefSeq and is a predicted model, not a curated record. NCBI's taxonomy places the organism in Eukaryota, Metazoa, Echinodermata, Echinoidea, Temnopleuroida, Toxopneustidae. Gene Ontology annotation, biological process: L-proline biosynthetic process. Gene Ontology annotation, molecular function: pyrroline-5-carboxylate reductase activity. Bases 83 to 910 code for a protein of 275 amino acids.
UGAAAUUGCGCAAUCGUUUUGGAUUAAGCUGAAUCGUAGUAUUUUAACAUCAUUUUGUAGGAUCUCAUCGAGUCACCUCACCAUGUCACUUGGCACAGUUGGGUUCAUCGGAGCCGGGAAAAUAGCCCAAACAAUUACAAAGGGGCUUUUGGCUGCAAAUGCUGUUGCUGCAGAAAGAAUAGUAGCUAGUGAUCCAGCCAGCCACAAUCUUAAAGUAUUAUCAGACUUGGGAACCAAGACUGCCACAAAUAAUGAGCAACUCCUCCAGAUUGCUGAUACCAUUUUCUUAGCCACCAAGCCAAACAUUGUUGGAAGGGUACUGAAAGAGAUUUCCCCACAUAUCAAGAAAGACCACCUCUUAAUAUCACUAGCAGCGGGCAUCACCUUAGACUACUUAGAAAGUAGCUUGCCGGAUGAGACAAGAGUGAUCCGUGCCAUGCCCAACACACCAUCUAUUAUCAUGGAGGGUGCAACCAUCUUCUCAGUUGGUAGGAAUGUCCAGGAGGGUGAUGGGAAAAUGUUCCAGUCAUUAAUCUCUCAGCUAGGGAUCUGCUUAGAAGGGGAUGAAACACUCAUAGAUGCAGCUAUGUCAGUCAGUGGGUGUGGACCUGCAUAUGCAUAUGUGGCCAUUGAUGCUUUAGCAGAUGGAGGAGUUAAGAUGGGACUACCUCGAGAUGUUGCUAUCAAACUUAGCGCUCAGGCAUUAUUGGGCUCAUCCAAGAUGGUAUUAACAGGUGGUAAACACCCGUCCCAACUCAAAGAUGAAGUAUGUUCCCCGGCAGGGACCACCAUUGAUGCCAUCCAUGAACUGGAGAAAGGUGGCUUCCGACGAUGUCUGAUAGAGGCUGUAGAAGCAGCAUGUCUGAAAGCAAGGCGUCUCAAUGCAAUGCAACUUUACGAUAAAAAAUAGAUGCAGAGGCAAGGCAGUAUCUGUGUGAGCAAGUUCAUUGGCUUCAUUUGGUUAUCUUGCUAUAUGGGCUACGAAUUGGAAGCUGGUCUUGGGCAUGCACUGUCCUCAAUCUAUGUUUUACAGCACUUCUAAUUUAUGAUAGACGCUGUUCUACAUGUAACUACAGGUGUAGACACUGUUCUAUGACCAGGUUCAGGUUUUUCUAGUCCCAGAAUUAGCAACUGAUCUAUGUUCGGGUAUAGAUACUGUUGGUGGGAUUUAGAUAAUGGUUGAGUCCUGGGUGAAUAUUAAGAUUAAAAAUCUGGGAUGCUACUCUUAUUGAGGUUGUAUGGUGAGGAUCCUAAUACUCCUUGGUAAAUUUGCUAUCAGUUGUAAAUACCAUGGUAGCAGGGCUCUACAGCUAAAUAUAAAAAAAACAAAAUGGUAUUAAUCAUGGCAGUAUUAUUACCAUUAUGUUUCCUGUGAACCACGGCUAUGCAGUGUUGUGUUCAACAAAGUAAAACUGGACUCCAAAGUUAUUCACUUUCUUAAACAAAGUCCAUGCUUAUAAGGAUAUUGGCAAGGCAUAUGUUCACUGUGGAUGUGCUCUUAACAGAUAAGGCUGAAAAUACAAGUGCAUUAUGUGUAAUAUGAGACACAUAAUUUAUCAUGUUCCAAAAAAUCUUGUCAUAGCUUUUAUGACUUUUAUCUUACGUAGGUAACACAUUUUCAUUAGAAUUCAAUGAAUUUCAAAUUUUAAAUGUGUAUGAAAUUCUUUCAUAUUUCUUCAUGUAUUUUAAUCAUCUGACAUUUUUUUAUGGUGUCACACUUCAUUCUAAGUAUUACUUACAUUCCUUUUGGUUUCCUUUGAUAAUACUUAGUGUAAUACCGAUUUUAUGUCAUUGCCUUUGAAAUUUUGCCUGUGCCAAUUGCUUUAUUUACAGUAUUUCAAUUUCAAAACUUAAUAAUAAUUGAGUGCCACAUUGAUUUAUUUACUGUAAAUUAUGUUUUAAUAGAUUAGUCUUGUCUCUUUUUAUGAGUUUUUUGUUUUGUAUAUUCUGUUUGCUUUUUUUUUUAAAUUGGACAUCAUUUAAUUAUACUUGAUGACACCUGUGAAAAAGCAGAAUUCAUUAAGUAAAUGUGAGUACCAAUCAUGUAUAACUUAAAUUGAUUUCUGUUAAUAACAUGUGAUCAGGAAGUGUAUCUAAGUUUGUACAUACUGUCAGGCAGUAUCAAUUUCAUUUUAAUCAUGUAUGUACUCAGAGCUGCCAACUAUUAAGAAAAAGUUAGCAUUAUAUUAAUGAUUUUCAUGUCAAAUUAUGCCAUUAUACUUUUGACCAUAAUUAUUACACUUUUGAGGGUAAAUAAGUAUGUUAACAUUACUAUGUAGUAAUACAUUUGGCAGUGGCAAAGUCAUCUGAAGAUGGCCAAUGAUGCUCAUUAUUCGCAUGAUCAUGCAUCUAUUCUUCACAUCACUCUGAAUACUUGAUAUGGUGGUUUGCUUUCGUCAUGGAUUUAUCAUGGAUUUACGCAAAAGAGGGAGUACCAGACAUUGAUUCUGAAUCUGAGCCUUAAAAGAAAGAGUAUUCAUUUCUUUUUAAGGAAUCUGUUUUUUGCAUGCCCUCUUCAAAGAAAUUCAUAAUAUUGCAUGGCACAUAUAAAAUUAUGACUUAACCCUAAAUAGACUGGGCUAUUUUGACGUCUAAGAAGACG